This is a messenger RNA of Rhipicephalus sanguineus (brown dog tick), 945 nucleotides long. RefSeq lists its product as uncharacterized. NCBI's taxonomy places the organism in Eukaryota, Metazoa, Arthropoda, Arachnida, Ixodida, Ixodidae. Gene Ontology annotation, molecular function: nucleic acid binding. Gene Ontology annotation, biological process: DNA integration. Bases 1 to 945 code for a protein of 314 amino acids. The transcript has a single exon. The record is from RefSeq and is a predicted model, not a curated record.
AUGACGCCAUUGGCAAGGUUCCCAGCACCAGACGCGCGAUUUGAUCACGUGCACUUGGACAUUGUGGGACCCCUGCCACCUUGCAAUGGCCAAUCAUAUUUGCUCACUUGCGUGGACAGAUUUACACGCUGGGUUGAAGCUGUGCCCAUCGCAGACAUCACUGCUGACACAAUCGCUCAUGCGUUCCUGUACAACUGGGUCGCUCGCUUUGGCGCACCGUCCACAGUUACAACUGACCGAGGAAGGCAAUUUGAGUCUGCUCUUUUUGCUAGCAUAACACGGCUGAUAGGCACCUCUCGCAUUAGAACGACUGCCUAUCAUCCUCAGAGCAACGGCAUGGUGGAACGUUUUCACCGCCAACUGAAAGCAGCUCUCAUGGCAACUCAGGGACACAGCUGGACAGAAGCGCUACCGCUCGUCCUUCUUGGCAUCAGAACAGCAGUGAAAUCCGAUAUUGGCUGCAGUUCCGCAGAGCUGGUCUACGGGACAACGCUUCGCCUGCCGGGCGAAUUUUUCACACGUUGUGAAGAUGAAAGACCUAUUUCUGCCGGAGACUACGCCAGCCGCUUACGCGACAUUAUGAGCAAGCUUCGUGCCACGCCGCCUCGUCAACCGACGCCGCGACCGACCUAUAUGCACCCGGAACUGUGGUCAUGCUCCCAUGUGUUUGUGCGGCGCGACGCGGUGACGCGCCCUCUCCAGCCACCGUACGAUGGGCCCUUCAAAGUGCUCACCCGCUCCAGCAAGCAAUUUACGGUGGACAUCCGCGGUCGACGCGAGGUGAUAUCUACAGACCGCGUGAAACCGGCCCAUAUUGAGAACUCAGAACAGGCGUUUCCGGGUGUCAUGGCACCUCCCACCAGAGCAACAUCAGAAACUGCUACUGCACCACGAACAACGCGCAGUGGGAGGCGCAUCACGGUGCCCGUUCGCCUUGACCUUUAA